Messenger RNA from Daphnia pulex (common water flea), 1494 nucleotides. RefSeq names its product protein CLP1 homolog (gene cbc). Gene Ontology annotation, cellular component: nucleus; mRNA cleavage factor complex. The transcript has 8 exons. Gene Ontology annotation, biological process: tRNA splicing, via endonucleolytic cleavage and ligation. The record is from RefSeq and is a predicted model, not a curated record. The coding region runs from base 170 to 1453 and encodes 427 amino acids. Gene Ontology annotation, molecular function: polynucleotide 5'-hydroxyl-kinase activity. NCBI's taxonomy places the organism in Eukaryota, Metazoa, Arthropoda, Branchiopoda, Diplostraca, Daphniidae.
UAGAGCAGCAGCAGCUAUGACGCAUGGUUUUUUCAGUCUGAUCUGAUUCCGAAGUCUUCUUGUUGACAAAGUCUGAGUUUAAACUUUUAGUUUAUUCUUUUAAAAUUUCAACAAAUUAUUAUCUUCUAUACACAUCUUCGAAUCUAAAAAGUGCACUAUCAAUUAGAAAAUGUCGGAGGAGCAACGACAAAAAGAGUCUGAAGUGGUCCAAGAAUUCAAACUUGAACAAGAUAACGAGCUUCGUUUUGAAGUUGAAAGCAAAGAAAAAGUCACAUUAGAGUUGAAAUCUGGACUGGCAGAAGUAUUUGGAACAGAAAUUGUCAAAGGAAAAGUGUACAGUUUUGGUGGUGGUUCCAAGAUCGCUGUUUUCACAUGGCAAGGUUGUCUUUUAGAACUGAGAGGGAAAACAGAAGCGGCUUAUGUGGCAAGAGAAACUCCAAUGAUUAUUUAUCUCAAUACACAUGCUGGAUUAGAACAGAUAAGGAAGAAAGCUGAUGCUGACGAGACUAAAAGAGGCCCUAUAGCCAUGAUCGUUGGUCCAACAGAUGUUGGAAAAUCAACAGUUUGCAAGUUGCUUUUGAACUAUGCAGUGAGAAUGGGUAGAAGGCCUAUAUAUGUUGAUUUAGACGUUGGCCAGGGACAACUUUCCAUUCCAGGCACUAUUGGUGCAAUGGCAAUUGAACGUCCUGCUGAUGUUGAAGAAGGAUUUUCCCAAGUAUGCCCACUAAUAUACCACUAUGGGUACAAAGAACCUGGGAGUAAUGUAAUGCUGUACAAUUUACUUGUCACCAAAUUAGCCCAAACAGUUGCAGAGAGAAUGGAAGCAAAUCGACAGAAUGCUGUUAGUGGAGUAAUAAUCAACACAUGUGGCUGGGUAAAGGGCCAAGGGUAUCAAAUGCUUAUUCACGCAGCCAAAGCGUUUGAAGUUGAUCUAAUAAUCGUCCUUGACCAAGAGCGACUUUACAACGAACUAGUGCGUGAUUUACCUGAAACCGUGAAAGUUGUAUUUCAACCCAAAAGUGGCGGAGUUGUGGAACGGAGUCGGCAGGCAAGAGUAGAAUCUCGAGAUCAGAAAAUUCGCGAAUAUUUCUACGGAUCAGCAGCCCAGUUUUAUCCACACUCAUUUGAAGUGAGAUUUUCAGAUGUUAAAAUAUUUAAAAUUGGUGCGCCGGCCUUACCGGAUUCAUUAAUGCCUCUGGGAAUGAAAGCAGAAGAUCAACUUACGAAAUUAGUCACUGUUCAACCAAGCCAGCAAUUAUUGCAUCAUUUGAUUUCAAUUAGUAUGGCUGAAUCCGGGGAAGAUGAUAUUAUUCAGACCAACGUCACUGGGUUUAUUUGUGUGAAUAACGUGGAUUUAGAACGGCAAAUGCUUACGGUGUUGUCACCUCAGCCUCGACCACUACCUCGAACCCGAUUGCUUUUAUCCGACAUUCAGUACAUGGACUCCCACUGACCCUAUAAAUUGAACGAACAAUACAAAUUCUUGACAACCUU